UGUCGGAAAAGGAAGAGAUCAGAUGAUGGAGAAGAAGAAGAAGAAGAGGUUGUGGAGGAAGAUAAUGACGGAUUCAAAACACCGACUCGUCCAGAGAAUAGAAUCCCUAAGAUCAGAGAAUGUCCACCGGCGCCGAGGAAACGUGAGUAUUCGUCGGAGAUGCUUAGAGCUAAAACGAUGUAUUGCCGGAGACGGUUGAGUUUCGCGCCAGAAGAUGACGUAACCUCGUUUAUAACGGAUUUGCAGUGGAGGACGACGACAAUGACGAUCAAGAAAUAAUUAAGAUUAAGGAGAGAGAGAGAGAGCUAUUAGUUUUUUAUGAUUUUAUUUUUUAUGAACCGUAUUUUAAGGUCACGUUUGGAAGAUAUCUGAACGUUUUUUUUCUCCCGCAAUUAGACAAAGGAAAAAUACUUGAUUAGAUUGAUAUUUUGUUUUUAAGAGUUCCAGAUCAUAUAGGAUUUUCGUUGAUGAUUA
This is a messenger RNA of Camelina sativa (false flax), 474 nucleotides long. Lineage: Eukaryota; Viridiplantae; Streptophyta; Magnoliopsida; Brassicales; Brassicaceae. The record is from RefSeq and is a predicted model, not a curated record.